Messenger RNA from Oikopleura dioica, 4710 nucleotides. The record is from the annotation of a GenBank genome assembly. NCBI's taxonomy places the organism in Eukaryota, Metazoa, Chordata, Appendicularia, Copelata, Oikopleuridae.
AUGGCGGGGGAUGAAAAACCUGAGCCAUGGGACGCUACGAAAAAUAUCGACGACCGACUUUUAUUGAAGCAGCAAAAAUGGCGACCUUAUGUUGAUUUCAUUUUAAAAUGCUUCUUUGCGCUUAUUCUUUUCUGCCUCAAUCUUGGAAUUGAUGUUCUGAGUCGGUCUCUUUUCUUGCUACUGUAUGGAGACCAUCAACUGUUAGUCAAUUUGGAUGAUUUUGAAGAGAAAAAGAACGAAACAGAGUGCAAUCUUCCGAGUAGAACCGUGGUUUUCGAUAAUUUAUUGUAUGUUAUUCGACCAUACAGGAUUUUCAUGCUGACAGUGCCGAUAAUUUUGACCAUAAUAGGAGGGCUUUACCGGACAUUUUUUCGGCUCAAGAGGCCGACCUUUGAUCGUGCGAUGGUCAUUCAUUCUGCUUAUGAGCUUUUUGCUGGCGCUGUUUUGGCGUUUUUCGUCCUCAAAGUUGUCCACCACAUGCCCUACUUGGCGAUUAUUGCGAUUUGUUACAGCGAUAAUUUGGUCACUGGAUUUUAUCAGAUUCUCUGUCUGCUCAAGGUUGAAUCUGGAAGACUGGUGUAUCACCGAAAUUCAGUCUUUGCCGAAGAAUCAUUCCAAAACGUCGACACUUAUGGUCGCCAACUUGACCGACAAAGAACCAACAAAUGCGAAUUAACCUUCGUCUUGAUUGGGUUUUUGCUUCAAGUUGCGUCCCUCGUCUUUGUUGGAAUUUUAGGCAUAGAAUUUUUCGAAGGAAUAAAUCUCAACGACUGGAUGCUGGAGGCAAGAGGAUUUUUCUUGCUAUUUUUCUUGGUCUUUACGUCUGGUCGUCACUGGAUGACCUACCUGCCAGAAGUGAGCAAAAGCGCUUUCGAUGCAUCAAAUCAACGAGAUGCCAUGGCAGGAAUCGACGUCUGCGCUGGGAUUUUCAAAGCGAUCGGCAUUCUCAUCCCCGCCCUGACCUUCAUCUACAUCCCUGACGAAGAAAUUGAUCCCUCCAUCAUUGACGAGCGCCUUUGCUCCGCAUUCACUACUUUUAUUGGUUACAUGAUUGCUUUGUACAUUGCCAUUGUUUACGUCCAGCGCCACCUUUUGGGCCUUUCUUGUCAAAUCCGCCUUCAAUUUCUCUGUUUUUCUCUUCCAAGUCUUCUUGGACCAUUGGUUUCCUUUGGAAUUUGGUAUAAAAUGAGCUUCUCAACUGGACUUGGAUUCGUCGAAACCGAGCUAAUUUUAUUCUUCAAUAAUGGAACGAAUACCACGACUGCAACUUGCGAAUUUGAUGUUCUCACGAGCCUGGAUAAUUUUCAAAUCAUCAAUUUGCCCUCUGAAUUCGUGCCGAACAUCCCCUCAUCCCUAACUGACCUGACAGAAAACACGAUUCUCGCCAACAUGAAUCUAGAGCUCAUCGAUCUCCUCUGGAUCAUCAUCAUCUCCGGUUUCGUCUCCAACAUCAUCCUCCUCCGCCAUGUUUUCACAAAUCUCAACAACAAGCCCUACGCUAGAAUCCGCGAUCAAUUCGUACACACGAGUUUUGAGCUCUUCAACAUGCCCGUUCAGGAAAUGAGUAACAGACGAGUCAAAGAGUACAACACGCUAGAAAAACUCAGCGUUAGCGAUAUGUCAGGCCAUCCGCCGUACAUUUUCAUUUGCGUCCCACUCUGGCACGAAGAAGAAAUUGAAAUGGAGACGAUGACCAGGUCGCUUUAUCGAAUGAUCGAGCAUCAGAAAAUCAAGGCGAAGAGUGACCCAGCCUGCUACGAGCUAGAAGUUCAUAUCUUUUUCGAUGCGCCAUUCGAGAAAAAGAACUUGAUGAAAAAUCGCUCUGAAAUCUACGAUCGUGACAUUAUCGAAUGGAAAGUCACAAACGAAUGGGUCAAUUGCUACAUCAAUGUGCUGAGAAAAAUCGUCGAUGGAAAUGGAGAAGGCGAUUGCUGGAAAUUUGGCCAGGUUUAUCCGACGCCGUAUGGUGGCAAGAUCGUUUAUGAUGUCCUUGGAACUGAAUUUACGAUUCAUCUGAAGGACCCGGAUAAUGUCAAGAGGGGGAAAAGAUGGUCGCAGAUCAUGUACCUUUACUAUCUCUGUGGAUGGAAAAUGGACCAAUGUCAGAUGACCAAUUCAAAGGGCCAAAAGCUAAAAAAAGAAAACACUUACAUUUUGGCGCUCGAUGGCGAUGUCGACUUCUUCCCAAAUGACUUUGAAUUAGUGCUUGCUCGGAUGGUUGCUUCUCCGGAUGUUGGGGCGUGUUGUAAUCAAAUUCAUCCGAACGGAUCAGGACCGAUGGUUUGGUUCCAGCGAUUCGAGUACGCAGUUGGCCAUUGGUUUCAAAAAGCGGCAGAGCAUAUCCUUGGCUGUGUGCUUUGCUCGCCCGGUUGUUUCUCUCUCCUACGAGUUUCAAAUCUGAUGAAGGAUAAUGUUAUGGCUACAUACAAAGGGAUCGCUACUGAUGCCAUGACAAAGCUCAUGUACGAUCAGGGAGAGGACCGCUGGCUCUGCACCCUGAUCCUCCUCUCCGGCGGCAGAAUCGAGUUCGAAGCAGGAAGUCACUGCCAAACCUUUGCUCCUGAAGACCCCGAUACUUUUUCAAACAACGACGGCGCUGGGGACCAAAUUUACAUGAUCGCAAAUAUCAACGAUGUCAGUUGGGGAACACGAUCUGCAGCAACAGGGCCCAAGAAAGAAAAGCUCACUUUCAAGCAAAAACUACGCGCUCUUGGGAAAAAACGAUGGCCGGGCUUGAAAUUUUUCUGGAACUAUUUAGUCAAGGGCGCCCCAGAAGGUAUAGAAAAACCUGAUGUUCCAGCUACGCCGCCAGUUGUCAGCUCCAGCAGCGAGAUUGAAUCUGAAAUGGACAAGAAGGGACCUGGAGAUACUCCGGCUAGAAAUGCGAGGCAAUCUACUGUUGACUGGGCUACUGGGAACUUGAUUGCGUUGGAGGAGGAUGAUAAGUUUAUUUCACCGUUUACAGUUCUUGGAGGAAAUACGAUUGCAGAGGCUAGAUCAAGAGCGGGAAUCGGAAGGAACAGCAAUUUUCAACAAUCAGUAUACAGCGUUAUGCAGACAAGCGUAACCGCCCGCAAACGAUUACUACAAAAGACCAACUACAACAUGCGGAUGGCUCAAGACCUUCAGAAAUUCGAAGCCCUCGCUGAGUCGCCAAUUCAAGGUGAUCCGGAGAAGAUUAUCAAAGCUCUACAGGAGGAAGCAAAAACGACGAUUCAGCUUAACGAUGACACGAGGCCGCUUCUUGUCAUGCGUGAAGUCGAAGAAAGUGCUGAAGCAGAGGAGGAUGGUGAGGAAAUGGAAAGCAAAGCGUUGGUCUAUCGCUGGGUCAAUAAAGAAAUGGAGCAACGAUUCAUGGAAUAUUGCGCUUCGGACAAAUUUUCAGCUUAUGAUCUUCCUACGAUAAAAACGAUUAGGGAACGAGAGUACAGUAGCUACAGAAAAUACAGGGGCUUCAAAGAGUCACAAGGAAUAUGGGAAGACGGAAAAUUCAAUCCUCGGCCAGAAGAAUCGCCGCGAGGAAAGAGCUCCUAUUUGGACUGGGUUUUGAAUAUGCGCUCUCCGUUGUCCGACAAAAUGAAGGUCUACGCUUUACCAGAAGCAGAACAUGUUUUCUGGCAGCAAAUGACUGCCCCUGGAACGGGUUAUCUAAGAGUGCCAAGCGCGGCGGAAGAGAAAGAAACGCGAAUGAAAAAUGAUGAAAUGGCGCAGCAGCUGACAGAUUUUAGGAACAAAGUUGCGGGAGCGAUGAUUUUCAUCAACAUCCUCUUUUUUGUUUUCGCUCUCGUCAUGAAACUACAAGCUGAACAGCUGCCCCCUGUCGAGUUGAUCCUGCCCGUCGUUGCCGUAACCUGGGGACGCUAUGAUUCUGGAUGUGACUGGAUCAACUCUCAAGUACCAAAGGAGCUCAACCCUGAAAAAUAUCAUAUAAGCGCAUCGAACUGUUCUCUUGAAGAUACCGAAAUAAGUCCAUUUUCUAUCAUUUAUGAUACACAGCAACUUAUUCAACGUGAAGGCGAAGUAGAAAAUUUUGCUUUUCAAUGCUCUGACUACAUUGCCUCGCUGAAUGGUUGGGAUGAAAUCGAACUCCGGCUUCCAAUUUUCCAACUUUUCUUCCUUGUCCUCUACAUUCUGCUUAUGUCUAUGCAAGUGAUUUGCAUGUUGAUUCAUCGAUGGUCGACCCUGAUGCACUACUUGGCCAAUAUCAGCUACAAAUCCUUCCGGCUCGAGCUCAGUAGAAUCAACGAUACUAACAGACAAAUGGCGAGCAUACGCGAAAACGGAGUGCACAAAGAUGAUAAACAAUGGUCGAUGGCUUUUAGGGAUUUCGCCCUUGACUUGAUGAAAUUGACCUUUGCCGUGAAUUCGAGCGCAGGGAAUGACGGAAAUUCUCGGGAAGACAAAUGGAUGGAGCUUUACCGAAGAACAACUCAUCGCGCGUUGGAAAUGAACCCAGACAUGCCGAAAAAGGGAAUGUACCGCCUCUCAACACGAAAAUCUCAAGCUCCUUGGAUCCCAUCCGGCCCGAACAGAUUUAGCGAGCGCUUCAGCCGGUUUCAAUCGUCGAUCAGAAAAAGCAUGAAAAAAUUUUCUCGGCGAACGUCUGAGAAAAUUGAGAAAGAAGACGAGAGACGACCAAAAUCUUCCAAGUCGGAUUCAGCGACUCAUAGAGCAACGAGAUUUAUGAUAGACGAUGAAAUUAUAGUUUAA